UUUAAUUCAUGUCCCUGGUGUUUUUGUGUCACUGAGAAUCACUUGAUUCUUUUUAUUAGUGGCGAUGGCACUGACAACAGUUUUGAUGAUGACUGGAAUCAUGUGCCUUGUCAGGGACCAUCUUCCUCUGGGAGGCUCACAAUCAGGAUCCCUAAUAAUCAUAGCCGUCAGUGUUUGAUAUGCCAGCGUCCAGGGGGGGCAACUUUAACCCCCUCCGUACCAUUCCGCAGAGAUAACUUCAGCAACUUCCUCAGCUUCAUGGGCCACCUUGCCUACCAGUGUGACCUGGUGCUCGGCGACUCGGGGCUGAUGUCUUACCUGCAGAGUGAGUUCUACGACCUGGCCAUCCUGGACGCCUUCAACCCCUGCUCGUUCCUGGUCGCCCACCGCCUGGGCGUCCCCUACGUGGCCUUCUACCCGGGGGCACUGAGCGGACCCCUGUCCGUCGGACUCCCUGGUCCCCUCUCUUACGUCCCCGUCUUCAACUCGGAGCUGUCCGACAGCAUGGGCCUCUGGGGCCGCGCCAAGAACCUUCUGUUGGCCCUGCUCGCUCCGGCGGCGGAGGAGCUGGUCUUAUCCAAAUUCCGGGAGGUGGGCGAGAGGCAUUUCCAGACCCCUCCUGCCCUAUCAGAUCUGUACACCGGAGCAGAGCUGUGGGCCUUCAACACGGACUUCUCUUUGGAGUUCCCCCAGCCUCUCAUGCCUCACACGCUGUGUGUCGGAGGGCUGCUGUCCAAACCGGCCAAGGCCGUAUCCCAGGAGCUGGAGGAGUUCAUCUCCGGCUGCGGCGAGCCAGGCUUCGUGGUGGUCACCCUGGGCUCCAUGAUGUCCUCCGUGCCCCUGGAGGAGCUACUGGUCGAGAUGAACGCAGGCUUCGCCCGGAUCUCCCAGGGGGUCGUCUGGAGGUACCACCCCAAGCGCUGGCCCUCCCACUUGCAGCCUGCGUCCAACGUCAAACUGCUGGAGUGGCUACCCCAGAACGACCUGCUAGGGCACCCUAAGGCCCGACUUCUGGUGACUCAUGGGGGUCAGAACAGCGUCCUCCAGGCAGUGUAUCACGGAGUCCCAGUUCUGGGCAUACCUCUGUUUGGGGAUCAGUUUGAUAACCUGGUCCGUGUGGAGGCUAAAGGAAUGGGGCUGGCCAUCAAACCCAGGGACCUCAACAGAAACACCCUGAGUUCCACCAUCCAGAGGCUCACUGGGAAUAGCAGGUUCAAGAAGUCCGCGGUGCAUCGCAGCCGGAUCCACCGGUCCCAGCCACUGCCUCCGGGACCCAGGCUGGUGCGGUGGGUCGAGCAUGUGCUCCACUGCGGAGGCGGGGUCCACCUCCGGCCCGCCUCCCUCCGGCAGCCCUGGUACCAGCGAUGCCUGCUGGACGUGGCUCUCAUCCUGGUCCUGGUGCCCCUGGGAGUUGUCAGCCUGCUGUGUCUGGGGUGUCCUCGGUUCAGGAGCCGGGGGCGGGAACGUAAAGUCAAACUCCGGUGACAGAGACCCAGGGCCAAUCAGCGGAGGGACCUCUGGUUUGUACGACCCUGAACAAUUGAAUGGUGCAAAUUGGUGUAGCAGUGAUUCUGUGUGUUAUUUAGAUUAAUAAAUGUAUUUGUGAUGA
Messenger RNA from Esox lucius (northern pike), 1609 nucleotides. Its product is annotated as UDP-glucuronosyltransferase 3A1. The transcript has 4 exons. The record is from RefSeq and is a predicted model, not a curated record. NCBI's taxonomy places the organism in Eukaryota, Metazoa, Chordata, Actinopteri, Esociformes, Esocidae. Gene Ontology annotation, molecular function: UDP-glycosyltransferase activity. Bases 259 to 1485 code for a protein of 408 amino acids.